ACGAUUCCUGGAAACCCUUCAAAGUUCCACGAUAUGUGGGGUAGGCGUUACGGAUCAUUUAGUGGACGUUUCUAAGCUUUUUCAGUGAUAAUUUUUGUUCGUUUUCUGCAUUAAAUUAACUUUCUGUGUGAUUUAUCGUGUUAAUUAUUCACCUGUGUUAUCAUCCAUUUGCCGGAAAAGGUGCGCAUAAUUGUUUUUCAUCGUUAACUGCGGAAGAAAUAAAAGAAAGGAAAAGCAACAAAGAGAGAGGGGAAAAAGAUGUCGACGGAAGAGGAGCCAAGACAGGAUGCCGAAGGCGAGGAGACGCCCGACGUGGACGCCAACUAUCAGGCACCACCGCAGAAGACAAUCGAGGAGAUUAUGGCCACGGAUCAGGAGGACGAGAGCCUGAGGAAGUACAAAGAGGCACUCCUUGGGGCAGCACAAGCUGAAAAGAUUAUCGUGGAUGCAAAUGAUAGUCGAAAGGUGAUUGUUAAGAAGCUAGCGCUGUGCGUAACUGGACGUGAUGAUAUGGAAUUGGACCUUACGGGAGAUAUUUCCAAAUUGAAGAAACAAACAUUCACCAUUAAGGAGGGUGUUCAGUAUCGCAUUCGUAUUGACUUUAUUGUUCAACGUGAAAUUGUGCAUGGGCUCAAGUAUGUUCAGAAGACCCUCCGGAUGGGAGUUCCAGUGGACAAAAUGACGCACAUGGUGGGCUCGUACCCCCCAAAAUUGGACCUCCAGAGCUACACGACACCCCCGGAGGAAGCCCCCUCGGGUAUGAUGGCACGAGGCUCGUACAGUGUAACAUCCCUCUUCACGGACGACGACAAAAAUGAACAUCUCAAAUGGGAUUGGAGUUUUGAAAUUAAGAAAGAUUGGAACUGAGCCCCUUUUUCUUUUUUGCUUUUUUCCCUACAAAUUUAUUAUUUUUUUGUACUAUGAAAAAUAUGAAAAUUUUCCAGAAUGUUUUGCAAGGAAAAAAAAACCUCUAAGGAUUUUUUUUAAAUAAAAGUAUUUUUUCUUCUUUAUCCGGUUUCAUUUUUUUAGGUUAUUCGCAAUAGCAAUGCAGAAAGAAUAAAUUUUUUAAAAACAAAAUUGUAAGAUAAAAAAAACUUUUGGCAAUUUGCAGAAGAAAUUUAAGAAAAAAGGAAGCUCAGUAGACUUAAAAAAAAAAUAAAGAAGAAACAUAAUCCCAGUUAAAAACGAGUUAAAAAAUGAGUUAGAAAAGUUUUGAGUUAAAAAAAGUUUUAAAAAAUGGAAAGAAGAUAAUUUACAGCGUGCCAUUUUCAUUUCAAAGGAUUUUCUUCUAAUUUCAAGAAAAAAUGGAUGAGUUAAAAAAUAAAUGAAUAAAUGGAAAUAAAAUAAUUUUAUAUAAAAUAUA
Lutzomyia longipalpis is the source of this 1363-nucleotide messenger RNA. It is a transcript of the gene RhoGDI, whose product is annotated as rho GDP-dissociation inhibitor 1. The coding region runs from base 259 to 867 and encodes 202 amino acids. Gene Ontology annotation, molecular function: protein binding; Rho GDP-dissociation inhibitor activity. Gene Ontology annotation, biological process: Rho protein signal transduction. Lineage: Eukaryota; Metazoa; Arthropoda; Insecta; Diptera; Psychodidae. Gene Ontology annotation, cellular component: membrane; cytosol; cytoplasm. The transcript is spliced from 4 exons. The record is from RefSeq and is a predicted model, not a curated record.